CUCGUGCGCUCGGCGGAGCAGCAACUGUUGAGGCUUGCAUCAGCCGGGAGCAACAACCAGCCGGUCGGUGUGUGGAGGAGAGGCCACAACAGUAUGGACACAAUCUGCAACCUGCUCUUUACACUUUGAAGCACCUCCUCCUCAAUGCCAAGCCGGCCGCCGGUGUUGAAACGUCACUUUUGCAAGCAGUGAACGGCGCGAGGAGCGUGUCGACCGAAGUUAUCUGAGGCUGUGGUCGACAUCCAGUUUGCCGGUGACAUCAGGGUGUAUGUGCGUAAAUGUACACGUUGAGCAAAGGGCAAGGUCCCCUCACAGCGCAGAUAUGAGCUGCGAGCAGCUCUAGCCGCGCGCUCCUCACUUCAUCUCCUCAGCUAACUUCAAUGUGCCUUUUUACACUUUCAUCAAUUUUAAGAUAGCUUUAUUUUUCACACCUGAAGAUGUCGUGCCUGCUGCGGGGAGUCGUCCGGAGACAUGGUUGUGUUGGGGCGAGUGUCGGGGUUCGGUCCCUGGCCUCCAUCCCCUCGUUACCCCCAGCGGUGGCUGAUUUUGUGAAGGGAGCGGUGGAUGAGUGCAAGCCCACCAAUGUGCACGUGGUGACGGGGAUGCCGGAGGAAACAGGUAACAUCCUGGCAGGUCUGGAGAAGGAAGGGAUGGUCAAGAGGCUUCCCAAAUAUGAGAACUGCUGGCUGGCCCGAACAGACCCAAAAGACGUGGCCCGGGUGGAAAGCAAGACUGUGAUUGUGACCAAGAACCAGAGGGACACCAUCCCCAUCCCUGCUGGAGGGGUGAAGAGCCAGCUGGGCAGCUGGAUGAGCGAGUCCGACUGGCAGAGAGCCAGAGAGGAGCGUUUCCCCGGCUGCAUGGCAGGUCGGACCAUGUAUGUGAUUCCCUUCAGUAUGGGCCCUGUGGGCUCGACUCUGUCUAAAUAUGGUGUCCAGGUGACAGACUCGCCAUAUGUUGUAGCCAGUAUGGGGAUCAUGACCCGCAUGGGCACUCCUGUCCUGAAGAAACUGGCUGAAGGAGUGGACUUUGUCCGCUGUCAGCACUCUGUGGGACGUCCUUUACCACUCACAGCCCCUCUGGUCAACUCGUGGCCCUGUAACCCAGACAAGGUGCUGAUAUCUCACCUGCCAGACAACAGGCAGAUCAUGUCCUUCGGCAGCGGCUAUGGAGGAAACUCCCUGUUGGGGAAGAAGUGCUUCGCCCUGCGCAUCGCCUCCCGUAUCGCCAAAGAUGAAGGCUGGCUGGCCGAACACAUGCUGAUCCUUGGCAUCACCAACCCUCAGGGAGUAAAACGUUACGUAGCCGCGGCCUUUCCCAGUGCCUGUGGUAAAACCAACCUGGCCAUGAUGAAACCAGCUCUGCCUGGCUGGAAGGUUGAGUGUGUGGGCGACGACAUUGCAUGGAUGAAGUUCGACAGCCAAGGUAAACUCAGAGCCAUCAACCCAGAGAACGGUUUCUUCGGUGUGGCUCCUGGCACUUCAGACAAGACCAAUCCCUACGCCAUGGCCACUAUUGCCAAAAACACUGUGUUCACCAACGUUGCCGAGACCAGCGAUGGAGGAGUGUGGUGGGAGGGCCUUGACCCCCCUGCAGCCGGGGUCACACUCACAGACUGGCACGGCAAAGCCUGGAAGCAAGGAAGCUCGACUCCGUGUGCCCACCCCAAUUCCCGCUUCUGUGCCCCGGCGGCUCAGUGUCCCAUCAUUGACCCCCAGUGGGAGAGUGAGGAAGGCGUUCCCAUCGACGCCAUUAUCUUUGGUGGAAGGAGGCCGGAAGGAGUCCCCCUGGUCUACGAGUCUUUCAGCUGGCAACAUGGAGUCUUUGUUGGAGCCGCCAUGAGGUCUGAAGCCACGGCAGCUGCUGAGCAUAAAGGCAAGGUGAUUAUGCACGACCCCUUUGCCAUGCGGCCCUUCUUCGGUUACAACUUUGGUGACUACCUCGCUCACUGGCUGAGCAUGGAGAGCCGAAAGGCCCCCACUCAUCUGCCCAAGAUCUUCCACGUCAACUGGUUCAGAAAGGACCCCUCGAGCGGUGCCUUCCUGUGGCCCGGCUUUGGUGAAAACGCUCGCGUCCUGGAGUGGAUCUUCAAGCGCUGCAGCAGGGAGAGGGAGGAUGAGGCGGCCAAGAAGAGCAUUAUCGGCUGGCUGCCAGAAGAUGGCGCCAUCGACACUAAAGGUCUGAGCAGCAAGGUGGAUAUGGGUGCCCUGUUCGACGUACCCACGCCUUUCUGGCAGAGGGAGACAAAGGAGCUGAGAGCCUACUUCACUCAGCAAGUUGGGGCUGAUCUGCCGGCUCAGGUGGAGGCUGAGCUGAAGGCACUGGAGGACAGAGUGCACAACUAAAGCCCUACUGACAGGAAGUUCCUUCAGAAACAGGGAGGUUGUCACUGAUGACACAGGAUUCACAUCAUCAGGGUGCAAUCAGACUCACUGGCUGGGUUAACAUACACAGAGAUUUUAGUUCUGAACCAGGUUAUCUAAAAAACACAGUUUUGUUUUUUUAAUAUGAACAAAAGAAAACUGAGGUUGGAUAACCGGGUUGAGAUGUGUUGGUUUCACACCAUAUGACAUGUGCCGAAAUGCCAAAAAACGUGGCAGUAGCUGGUACGAGAGAUUACUACUACUUUCUGCUCAGUAUAGCAGCCACAUUUUGUUGAUAGACCAUGUUACAUGUUGAGAAUUCAGGAAAGGUAGACAUGUGUUAAUUGGCCAGGCCAGUAGCUGACAUUCUCUGUCUAUGAAAACACAGUCAGUGACUCGCGUCUUUCUCUUUUAUGAAGAGAAGUCUGUUAGGAAUGAAAUGUUAGAUACGGAAUCAGAGGAGAAGCUAAUAAUCUGCAAUGCAAUACCUACUUUUCGGACACUACUUCACACUCAUUCUGCAACACUGAGGGGCUGGUGCUGCGUUAGGAGGGAGGUUUGACUCAGCAUGAAGGUUAGAUUUCUGUGAAGCUGUCAAACUUGCCAUUGGCAUGGUAAAAAAAAGCACAAAUAAAAAUGGCCCGGUCGUGCCUGUGAGACAUUUAGAAGAACAGUGUCUAGGCUGCUCAUGUUUACACGCUAAAGCCCAAAGAGUUCAUAAGUUUUUAACUUUUUUAUUCAUGAAAAGGUUUGAAGAGAAUUUUAGCAUCGGCUCUUUUAAUACACUAGUGACUUAUGAUAAAGCCCUUUUAUUUUAAAUUGACCUUAUAUUGGACAAAAUGAUUAUCAGCAGUCCCUUCACGACUUAAAACGUAGCAAAUGUCCAGUGGGCUGGAGGAUUACUAUGCAUAAUUCAUCUUGCCACUUUGUAAUGUUUGUGAUUAAACUGUAUGAUUUCAGGGGAUGUUUACACACAAUUUUUGAAAUGUUGGACCAAUGAAUGCGACUGAGAUUAUUAGGUAUUUUUAGAAGUUGUAUGCAAAGGUUUUUAUUACAGUGCAAUGAAUAAAUACCUUCAAAUA
Messenger RNA from Chelmon rostratus (copperband butterflyfish), 3445 nucleotides. It is a transcript of the gene pck2, whose product is annotated as phosphoenolpyruvate carboxykinase 2 (mitochondrial). The transcript has 11 exons. The coding region runs from base 438 to 2345 and encodes 635 amino acids. The record is from RefSeq and is a predicted model, not a curated record. Lineage: Eukaryota; Metazoa; Chordata; Actinopteri; Chaetodontiformes; Chaetodontidae. Gene Ontology annotation, biological process: cellular response to dexamethasone stimulus; cellular response to insulin stimulus; gluconeogenesis. Gene Ontology annotation, cellular component: cytosol; mitochondrion. Gene Ontology annotation, molecular function: manganese ion binding; phosphoenolpyruvate carboxykinase (GTP) activity; GTP binding.